AUGAUUUCAACAAUCGGCACAACAACACUUCAAGCCGCGAACGGCAGGACUCUGUCCACUACAGCACCAAACUCGUUAGUCAUGAAUCCAACAUCUAUGUUAGUAGAAAUGAAAAGCUUCACUUCGUCUUCAUAUACUUUUGAAACAGAAAUCCAGAAGAUAAAGCAAGAACUUUUAACAUGUAAUUUAGACUGUAGUGCGAAAGAUGAAACAAAUGAACAGUAUCUUUAUGAAAUGCAGGACAUUAUUGACCAUUUACCCAAAUUGCCUGAAAUUCAGCAACAAAAGCUCACUAUUCCUGAAUUCGAUGAAAUUGAAGUCAAAGCAACUGACUCAGUAGAAAUAAAGAAGUUCAUUCGUAAG
Messenger RNA from Trichomonas vaginalis G3, 363 nucleotides. RefSeq names its product organellar and viral DNA polymerase type B. Lineage: Eukaryota; Parabasalia; Trichomonadida; Trichomonadidae. The transcript has a single exon. The record is from RefSeq and is a predicted model, not a curated record. The annotation marks the transcript as partial.